ACAGCAACGCCGUAGUGAAAUAUUCGUGUCUGCGCAUGCGUGACAAAACCUCCACUUCCAAGUUUUUUGACAGUGCCAUGACGACCGUUGUAACAUAUAACAAUAUGGUGUCAACUUUUUAUGAAGUUACCAUAAAGCCUUUUAACAAAUUUACUCUAACUUACUAAAGUUAAACUGAGUCAUUAUCAGGGAAGAGACGCCUAGGCUGAAAUGUUGUCGUCGGACUGCAAAGGUGUUGCGGUAGAAGGUGCCUGUGCUGCCGGUGGUGAUGAAAGGGAGCCGGGAGCACAGGAAUACAGUCCCCAGUACAGAGCAGCGGAGAGCGGUGAAGAAAAGCAACCACAGCCCGACAUUCAGCAGUGGUACGAUGGUUCCUGCUACGAGGGCGAGUUCGUGGACGGACUAAAACACGGUACAGGAAGGUACACCUGGAGCACUGGAGAGUACUAUGAAGGCUCUUUCUACAAAGACUACAGACACGGGGAUGGGGUGUACUGUUGGCCCACAGGUCAUAAGUUCACUGGCAAGUUCUACCUCAACAGAAAAGAAGGUUAUGGUAAACAAAUUUUCCCCGAUGGAGCCACAUUCCAGGGUUUGUACCACACUGGCCAAAGGUUUGGGCCAGGUGUGGUCACUUAUCCAGAUGGGCGCCAGGACGUGGGUCUGUGGGUCGGGCAGCAUGUUCUACAACUCUGCAGAGCUGAAGAAGAAGGCUUUACUCUGCAGGACUUUCCUGAAUAUGCUGCCUACAUGGAGCCAGCGGUCAUCUCUGACUCUCUGAUUCAGCCCGAAAUUCAACAAAUGAAAGCCCAGGCGACGGCUCUUGUAGACAAAGAACUGCUGUCUGAUGAGACAUUUAUUUACCCUGUUGGCAUUGAGAUGUACUCCACAAAUGGUGAUCACUUACCCCUGCCUCCUGGGCGAAGAAAAGAUUUAGAUCAACACUUUUAUGGCGAGCAGUUGGAGUCAGACGACUAUCUUCACCAAGGAUACGAACGAGACCCACUUUACAAACUUCCUUUAAUGGCUCGCAUGCAGGCUAACAUCUACAAACACAGAUGCCAGGCUAAGCACGUGGGCUGGGAUGUGGCAGCAGUUCUGUCCUUGAACAGGGAAAGUUUUGGUCCUAAGGGGCCUCUGGAAGUGGAGUCAGAGCAUCUGAUUUUUCACGCCUCCCGAGGAGACGCACACGAAGUUUCCGUGAUCCUCAAGUCUGGUUUGGUGGACCCUGAUGUAGCAGAUUCACAUGGUCACACUGCACUGAUUGCCGCCACUGUUAAUUGCCAUAAUGAUGUGAUCCAGCUUUUGUUGGACAUGGGAGCUGAUGUUGACAAACUGAACAGUGAGGGCAUGUCUGCUCUGGCCGUGUGUCAUGUCCUUUACUACCCUUUUUGCUCUCUGCAACCCAGCUUCACUCAAUCGCCCGAGAGAACUCGGGCUGUAACUUCAUCAUUUGGCAACAAUUCCCUGAACAGUCAACAGAGCUUCAGUAAAGACACACCUGAGCCUCACACCACUCCUCGGACCUUUAGCAGCUGUAGCCAACUCUCUGACCAAGAAGCUGAAAAACAGAUCCGGGAUAUCUUUCAACAUAGCAGCACAAAUUCAGAUGACAGUGAACUCACCACUGAGCGUUUCCCUGAUCUACAUGAGGAGACACUGGAACAGAGUGAGCUGCGGGAGAAUGUCGGAGGGAGCAAACAGGAGGAAAAGAUGGGGGCUGAAGGGCAAGAGUUGGAAGCAGAGUCUGUUAAAAGUGUGGAGGAGGUCACAUUGCAGCCCAAAAAGCAAAGCUUCAGCUCGGUCCGUUCUCUCUGCAGCUACACCAUCGAUGUGACACAACAAAUGAUGGAGCUUUCAGCAGAAGCUCUGAGUCGGACUGGCCGUCCUCAGCACUCAGACACAGAGGAGACUGUUCGCAAAAUGGCUGCAAUGAAAAUCCAGCACAAGAAUCGUCUGAAGACUCUGAAGCUGCUGUUGAAAUGGGGGGCCAACCCAAAUGUGUCCAGAAUUCCCAUGCCCGUCCUCUUUUUGGCAAUCAUGGCAGCUGACGCCAAGGCUGUUGAGAGACUCCUGUUACAUGGAGCUCGCACCGACAUUCCCCUCACACCUGAGAGAAAAGGCCUUUACCCUUUGCAUGUAGCUGCAGCUCUGCCAGGAUCUGCUGGUCACACCAUCACACAGCUGCUUUUGCAAGCUGUCUCUGACCCCAACGUACAAGCCUGUGAUCAGGACGAGGUGUACGAGCCAGAUAGGUCUACUCUAAAGGCCCAGAAACCUCUGAGGAGGGCCAAGCGACCACGGCUUAAAGAAGGUGGCAGAACACCACUGCACGUGGCCUGUCAGAGGGACAGAGACUUUGAGAAUGCUACUAAGGUGGUAGCUUACCUGCUGUCACAUGGAGCCAGUACAGAUCUCCUUUGGAGUGGACAUUCACCCCUCUCUCUGGCUAUCGCAAAUGGAAAUGAGCGGGCAGUGGAGGAACUGUUGAAAAGAGGUGCAGAUCCCAACAUCCCCCUGGGCCGUGCAGUGGGCAGCGCCCUUUGUGCUGUGGCCAACGUCAACUACAAUUUGGGUCUCAAAAGACAAAAAUUGCUGGAGAUGCUGGCUGAGGCCGGUGCAAACAUCCUGAUGCCAAUCAGGGUGGGUGAUGUGGUCGGAACCGCAGUCGACUACGCACAUAACUGCUUUAAUCAGGACCCGAGGAUUGCCAACACUCCCUUCCACACCCUGAGUGCAGAGGAGAGGGAAUCGUUUGUAAGACGGCGCCAGCUGUUGAGCCUGAUGGGAGAUCUUCUGAGACAGGCCGCUCACAAGAAGGAUAUGGAGGAAAGAGAAAAAGAAGAGGAGCUCAAACUCAAUGGAAUAUCAGAGGCCUCUGGGUUACCUGGACCAGAUGGGCCUCACACAAAAGAAGAACAGAGAGAACAAGCAUUUAAGUUCUGCUACCACUGUGGCCGCACAGCCUCUGUGAAGUUGACUGCUUGCACCCGCUGUAACAAGGUUUUCUACUGCUCCACUGACUGUAAACUCAGAGCAUGGGCAGAAAGACAUAAAGACGAGUGUAUUCGGGAGCCGAGUAGAGUCCAAGCAUCGGCAGAAAAUCAGAGAGAGGAGAGUGUCAUUGACUUAGAAUCUGAAAAUAGCAACCAGAAGAGAGUUAUGUUUAGAAUCCAAAAGGGGCUCAAGCUAAUAAACGCCAGGUAUAAAUUCAAAACAAUCAACGAUCCGGUGCUGACCAAACCAGAGUUUGUGAUGGACCUGGAAGAAAACUACAGCCGCAACUGAUGGAUUAUGACAUUUACCUUUAGGUCUGACAGUGUAUUUGUAGUCCUGGUCAUUUUUCUGGACCUUCUUGUGUGUGAAACGCAUCCACAGUAUUAUUAUUGUCGACCUCUUUUUGUUGACAGAGUACACCUGUUAUCAUAACUGGUGCAUUCUAUUGAUUCUAGUUUGUCAACAUUGCCAAAUCAUAUAAUCAAGUAAGAGUAUGUACUUCAUUUUUUCUGAAUCAGCCAGUUAGCACUUAGUUUUUCAAAAUUAAAAAUGUAGUUCAAUGAUAACCAAAAUAUAGCGACACUUUCCCAGCUUACCCCAUUUUGUGUUUAUUGUUCUACCCUCUUGUAACUCAGUGGUGCCAAGUUCACCUGUUAAAUAAUAGUGCCUAUCUAUCUAGUAUCUGAUAUGGUAUUGAUCUGAUCCUAAGUAAAUGGACACGAGUAUUGCCGAUACCGAUAUGUUUAUGAAUUAAAGUGAAUGCAUCACCAAUUUA
Messenger RNA from Cynoglossus semilaevis (tongue sole), 3772 nucleotides. RefSeq names its product ankyrin repeat and MYND domain containing 1 (gene ankmy1). The record is from RefSeq and is a predicted model, not a curated record. The transcript has 19 exons. Gene Ontology annotation, molecular function: protein binding. NCBI's taxonomy places the organism in Eukaryota, Metazoa, Chordata, Actinopteri, Pleuronectiformes, Cynoglossidae. Bases 211 to 3288 code for a protein of 1025 amino acids.